This is a messenger RNA of Ciona intestinalis (vase tunicate), 3819 nucleotides long. RefSeq names its product exocyst complex component 4-like. Gene Ontology annotation, cellular component: growth cone membrane; synapse; exocyst. Gene Ontology annotation, biological process: chemical synaptic transmission; Golgi to plasma membrane transport; exocytosis. The record is from RefSeq and is a predicted model, not a curated record. NCBI's taxonomy places the organism in Eukaryota, Metazoa, Chordata, Ascidiacea, Phlebobranchia, Cionidae.
UAGAUACACAAUAUAUAAUAUCACUAUUGUAAUGAUAAACCAGAAUUAAAGCUUAAUUCUGUAAAAAUGUCGAAGAAUCCAUUUGAAACAGUGAACACUCCAACCCAUUCAAACACCUGGAGCAGCCAAAAUGUUUCUAUUCCAAGAACGAAGGUGGCCGGUGUUGGCAGGGCAGGUUUUAUCCGUGAUCCAUCUGGAUUACUUAUGUCAAUUAUACGAACAUUAGCUGCGAGUGAAGAUGACCACCAGAGAGAGCUAGAAAAGGAAAGAUUGGAAGAAGCGUUUACUGAAAAUGAUGAAAAACUAGAUGUUCUUGUUUCGGAGAAUUACGAAGAGCUAGCAGUGACAAUUAAGCAGUUUGGGAAAAUUGGAGAUCGUAUAUCGCAAUCGAGGCAGCGCAUCCGAAAAGUAAAGGAAAGCUUGCAACAGUGCAAGUCUCUUCUUUACUGUAGACAAGAUGAAAUGCGCAAACUUUGGGUGGAAGGAGUAGAACAUAAAAAAGUUUUAUUUCUUUUAGAUCAAAUCGAAAGAGUCAAAGAAGCCCCACAAAAAAUUGAGUUUUAUUUGUCGAAAAAACACUAUCUUCAUGCUACAGAACUACUUAUCCAAACUCUUAGUGCGCUGGAAAAGGAAUUGGUUCCAGUUGAAGCUCUGAAUGAUGUCCGAAAUGAAUUGAUAAGCAAGAAAUUGGCCAUACAUGACACUUUCAUCAGUGAACUUCACAGGCAGAUCUAUGUAAAUUCAGUAAAUGCUGGAAUGGCCACAAAGCCAGACAAACAGGUUGCGAAGAUCCGGAAUGCUGCAAAGCUGGAGAGGAGAAAUUCAGGUGAAGAAGAUGGAAGAAUUGGGAAGUUUGAUCCGAAAAUAUUGGAGCUUGAAGCGGAGGAUUUAAAUCCAGAUGAUGAUCCUCUGAAUCUAAUGACUGUGUUGGUGGAAUCUUUAAGUCGUCUUCAUCGAAUUCCAGACAUGAUAGAGGCUACUAAAGUUAAGAUGGACCGUCAUAUAAAUAUGAUAGUUACACAUGCUACGGUUGAAGUAACUGAUCUUGCAUUUGAUGAUGAAAAUAAGGAUGUUGACAACCCAAAGCGUUUGUUACAACUUCUUAACUCGCUGUUUAAAAAGUUUUAUUGCAUUGUGGCCGCCCACAAGCAUGUACUUAAAGAUUUGAAAACUGCUAUUACUACAUCUGACUUGGACACACAGCUGUAUGACAUGGAAGAAAUAUGGGCAAAGAUACAGUCUGUACUGCAGAAUCUUUUAAACGAUUACCUAGAUGCUGAUAAUGCAGCUGUAACCUCACAACUUUCCGGACUUAGUUUUACAGAAAGUGUUAGUCUUUCUUCUCACUUUAUGAAGAAGAGAGCCCCGAGACCACGAGUGGCAAAGCUAUUCAGAUUUGAUGCUUCUUCUCAUGCUAUUUCUAUGAAUACAUACCUUCGAGAGCAAAGAGCUCAGAAGCGUACUCAUUCUGUUGAAGGGGUAACUUCUCCUUUGAUGGAUCAUGCUCUUUCAACACAAAAAGUUUGCAAAGCAAAUCCCCGCAACAUCACACUCAUAUUUGGCCCAUUGAAAAAGUUUAUUGGAAAGAUUGAAGAUGAGCAAGAUUAUCCUGAUGGCAAAAUGUGUGCUUUACAUGAAUAUAUCACAGAUUAUGUACAAGAUAUAUUCAUUCGUCAAAUACAGUAUGAGCUAAAAAAGGAUUUUGAUUCAGCAAUGAAAGUCACAGACCCCCUAAAAGUGUUAGCUGACUUGGCCACACAACAAAGUCUUGGCAACUUUAAAAGCUUGCUACAUAGUGCUGUAGUUGCAGAUAAAUGCCUUUGGGAUCUGUAUGAUUUGACCUGUAGUUUGGAUUCUUACCAUGACCACUUUCUCACUAUGGCUUGUUCCCUAAUGCAGGAAUAUAAAGAAAUGUCAAUCCAGUCAUAUCGCGGUGUCACUCAGCCAGAGUCAGAGGACCAGCAGAUAGUAAGUGCUUCUUGGGUGAGACAAUCUGAAGUUACAGAGGUACUUACUGCCAUGGAUAAUUGGAAGGCAGUGUAUAGUGGAAGAUCUACACAACAACAACUAAAACCUGCGCAGAUAAAAGCAGUAGAUGUGAACUUUAUUAAGGAAGCUCAGUUUUUAAUGGAUCGCAUGGAAGGAUAUGCACUUGCUAAGAACAGUUUAAUUGAAGACACAACUGACCUAAAAGCGAUUGCAAGCCUCCAUGAGAGCUUAGAAUGGAUGACAGGAAGACUGGGAACUUUUGUUACCAGCAUCCAGAAAUACGCACCUCCUGAUACACUUUCCAUGCUGAAAAAGCUUGCACAAGAUUAUAAAAACAUGUCUGAAAUUUGUUUGCUUUGUCUACAUAUUGAGAUGCGCCUACAUUGCUUCUACCACUUGGUGCCUAUGUUCUUAAACAACAGUUAUGAUAUACGUGGACUAGACAGCAUGGAACACGACUUCCAAAUCACAAAGCUUAAAAAAGACAUAUCGUCUGCCGAGGAAAACUUGAGUGUCUCACUUAAUGAAAAGAAAUAUCGAUAUGUGUUUGAAGGCCUUGGACAUCAAAUGGCCGCCAUUUUAAUGUGGGGUGCAAAGCAUAUUAAAAGAAUCUCUCCAUCUGGAGUAAAAAAGAUGUGUCGGAAUGUGUUUGCUCUUCAACAACUGCUAACCAACCUGACUAUGUCAAGGGAGCCACAUCUAGAUAUGGCACGACAGUUUUACGAGAUGAUGUACUUGAUGCCAGAUGAUCUCCAAGCUCAAGUGGUGGAGCAGGGAGUACGGUACAGUGAGGAAGAUUAUGUUGAAGCAUUGAACCUCCUUCAUAGAAGCAAACCAGGUUCUGGAAACGAGAACGCUCAACAUGCCCGAGUUCAAAGAUUGAAAGGGAUUGUUCAAGAACAAACAUAUAAAAUGGAACAUGCUGAACAACAAAGUCAGGAUGAUAUAUGAUUUUAAAUGUUUAUACACCACUAACCAGGACUGGUUGUCCACCUGGAGUGGUAUUCUCAGCUUCCUAUUAAAGUAGUCAGUCGUGGUAACUAUUGGUUAACGCAUUUUUUAGUCGACUAACUAAGAUUUGGUCUGUGUGUUUUCACUUUUGGUCGGCCGACUAAGUUUCUGUGCAUUACUUAUAACAUAAGUUAGUCGGUCAAAAUCUACUAACUAAAAUUUUAGUCAGGCAACUAAAAAAAACAAAAUCGAAUUUAGGCGACGGCUAGUUUGAUUGAUAGCUGAGAAAGCCAUCCCUGAGGUGAUAUUCUCUUCUACUAACUACAACUAGUGAGUCUGUGUCACUAUAAUUACUGUGUUUUCACAUUCUAAAUUGUGUGCAUUAAUAUGUAGGUCAAAAUUGACUGAAUGAUUGUUAGACAAGCGACCAAACACGCUGCACGCAAAAUGUAUUUUAGGCAGCAACUAGUUUAGCUGGUGGUUGAGAAUAUCAUCGCUGAUUUGUUUAAAGCAUGAAAUGUUCAAGUUAAGUUAACCUACUGUGCUUAAAAUAAUUUGUCGUUUUUUUGUUUACAAGUCAAUCUCUAUAUGGGACUCUUAACUUAAGUGAAAUAUUUAUGUAGAUAACAGCACUUGAUUUUGUAUUAUUGUUAAUGAAACUAUAAGCUUAUUAUUUAUUAAUGUUUAAAAUUUACCAGAACGCUCAUUCUGACUCUUGAUAAAUAUUGAGUUUAGUGAAAUGCUUGUAAUUGACAAGACAUUUUAAACCCAGAUUGCAUUUAAUUCAAUUACUUUGCUGUCUCAAUUAACUAAUUUUAGAGGUUUGGUUGCUAUAGUGUUUAGUAAACUUUCUACUCCAAAGAUUUUAAAGUUGCAAUU